Molecule: messenger RNA, 2039 nt
Organism: Eubalaena glacialis (North Atlantic right whale)
Lineage: Eukaryota; Metazoa; Chordata; Mammalia; Artiodactyla; Balaenidae
Product: small integral membrane protein 10-like protein 2A
Exons: 1
Coding region: 144-344 (66 amino acids)
Source: RefSeq, a predicted model, not a curated record
CGGCCCGAGCGCAGCCACAGGAGGAGGAGGACGCCCGCCCUGCACCGCAGCUCGCAUCUGCGGCCGCGCGAUCCACCUCCCGCGCCACUUCCCCCGCGUGCGUCCCUCUGGCCGCGGAGCCGGCGAGAGGCCGCACCGGACCGAUGGCGGCGGCCCUCUCGGGCCUCGCGGGACGGCUGUCGCGCUCAGCCGCGACCGGCGGCUCGUACGGCGCCUUCUGCAAGGGGCUCACGCGCACGCUGAUCACCUACUUCGACCUGGCCUGGAGUUCUGCCCAUGAACUUCCCCUACUUUACGUCGUGGCUUCGGUGAUUCUCAACGUGCGCCUGCAGGUACAUAUUUAGAGCAACUAACUUGUGGCACUGUGGGGGGGGUGCCCAGCAGGAUGGCUGAGCUCCACCCACCAGCUCACCCGCCCUAGAGCAAAGCGACCAGCUCGCCUCGCGCACACAGACUUGCCGGCCGGUCUUGCCAUUGCCCCAUCUUUUUAUGUAAAUGGGCGGCUAGAAAUCAUUUGCUGAAAGCCUGCAAUAUAACCAAAAAAGCCUAAGGUAUAAUUAAAUGUUGAAUCUCAAGGAAAUAGCUAAUUCAAAGAACAGAACUUAAAAAUCUGAAAAUCCUCAGAAAUACUUGAGAAGUUCUUGCAUCCAUAAAACAAAAGACAGCACCGAACGUAGGGAAAUGACAAUAAGCACAGGAUGCCCUAAGGGGGGAAAAAGGAAAAGUUACUAACAACUUAAAAAAAAGAUAAACUGUACAAGAAUGGUCCAAAUAGGAGACAAAUCUUCCAAAUUAGAAAAAGAAGAGAAGAGACUUCCAACUGAAUGGAAUCGAUUCUAGGCAACAGACGGAUGGAGUUAGACGGAGGAAAUUUACAACAUGAUCUGGAAGGCAGACAUUUUUUCAUCCCAAAAGAAAAAACAAGGCAAACAGAACCUACUGGGAAAAACAAACAUUUCAGACUGUACAAGGAGAGCAUGCUUCACACAUGAAGCAACCUCAGAUGUGGCCUGUUUUUCAGCCGUUGCCUGGAGUGUGAGAAAGGGAAUCUGAACGCUGGCAUGUGGAUCAAGACUCUGCAGUCACAGAAAAUCCAAUCAUAGCGUUCAACUCUGCUAUUCAGUGAACAGUGUUUAAAUAAUCAUUGCGAUGGAAAUAUUAGUUACGCAUUUUCAUUUUUAGAGUAAAUCUCUAGGCAAAGCAGGGGAGACAAUUAUAGUUAUAGAACAGAGUGGGAAUGUUAACCAACUUUGACAAGUACAGGCAACAAGUUGGCAGGCAGAGAGGAAGAAAUGGAAUAGUGGUGUUAUUCUCCUAAACUAGGAAGUCCAGAUACUGUCUCUAGUUGAAAGAAUAAGACAGAUUUAGGGGUUAGAUUUUUUAAGUGAACAAGGUAACCAACAAAAGAGUUAAAAAUAGUGAUACAACCAAAUGGAGGGGGGAGGAAAUCCAAGGGGACAGCAGGAAGUCAGCAGAAAAUGCCUCAUGUCAUCAAGUUAAGAAAUAGUAAGAAAAGCAUAUUAUUAGGAAAAAUGGAGUUAACCUCUAAACAGACAUGUAAAAGUUUUUGCCUCUGGGUUGGGAAAGCAAAAGUUGAGAAGGGUGGAUGGGGAUUUACUGCUUUUCAUUAUAUGUCCUUUUGUACUGGUUGAUUUUCCUAAAUCCCUUAUAUGCAUGUAUUACUUUGAUUAAAAGUUAAAACUUAUUAAAAAUGAAUUUACUGCAAUUUAAAAAAAAAGAGUUUUGAUCAGAGUGAGAGAAAAGAACUGACCCUAGGGAAAGGAAAUAUAGAUAUGAGACUGAUGAGGUUAAGUAAAAAUCCUGAAAUCCUGAAUUUGAAAUGCAAGUAUCAGUAUGAACUCAUGAUAUAUAUAUAUAUAUUUCUUUUUAAUAAAUUUAUUUAUUUUUGGCUGUGUUGGGUCUGCGUUGCUGUGUGCAGGCUUUCUCUAGUUGCAGCGAGCGGGGGCUACUCUUCGUUGUGGUGUGCGGGCUUCUCGUUGCGGUGGCUUCUCUUGUUGCGGAGCACGGGCUUUAGGCAC